This is a messenger RNA of Linum tenue, 4135 nucleotides long. The record is from the annotation of a GenBank genome assembly. NCBI's taxonomy places the organism in Eukaryota, Viridiplantae, Streptophyta, Magnoliopsida, Malpighiales, Linaceae.
AUGGAAAAUCCGACCACCGUCGCCGGCGCCACAACCGCCGCGACCGCGACGACGGCAGAAACCAUCAUCCACCACACCACCGCCUUCCUCUCCAAAGCAAUCGCCGACCCGGAGCUCCGGAACCACCUCCUGGCCCUCCUCCACGGCGGCGGCAGGACCCACUUCGCCGCCCGAUUCGCCGCCGGCAGCAACCUCCUCAAGCCCCACAGCCUGGCGCUGGAGGCGGUGGAGAAGGCGAUCGCCGCCACGAACCUCUCCGUACAAUCCUCCUCCCUCGCCGUCGCCGAGAAGCUUCUGCUCUGCUGCUCGACCACUCCCUUCUCGUCCUUCCUCCUCUCCCUGAUCUACUCUUUGGUCCACCAGCCGGCCAAAGCGGCCAGAGCCGUCCUCUGCCUCUUCCGCAUCAACCCUUCCGUCGCGCGGUCCAAAUUCGCACCCGAUCUCUUCCAGGAGCUCUUCCUCGUCCACCUCCUCCCCGCUCUCCGGUGGUUCGAGGAACAGAGGACCCGGAUUCUGUCGAAUUCGGAGGCGUCGCCGACGAAGGUGCUGUCGAGGAUGAACGGAGGGCAGACGAAGGAAUUGAAGGAAUUGGAGGGUAUUUAUGAGCAGGUUCUCGAUGAGAAUUGCAGAGUUUUUGCUGAGUACUUCAUCAAUGAGGUUUUGAGCGAUGGCUCGGCGGCGGAAGUGGGGCCGCCGCCGGCGGUGGUUUUGGGCAGAGGCGAGGCAGGGGAGUUCGCCAUCGCGGGAUUUGGACGGUAUAAUCCGAUACCAAAAGAAGAAGACGCAGCCAGUACAUCUUCAGAACUCUGCAGUCCAUUUGGCAGCAGCAGCACUUCCUCCACUCCCAAUUCCAGCGGUCACCACCCGCCGCCGGCAACCUCUUCUCCUUCUUCUCCGGCGAAAGAAGCAGGAUCCCCUGCUCCUUCUAUCUCCGACUCCGACGACAACACUUCUUCUUCUUCUUCCACCGCUUCUACUUCUUCAUCAGUAUCUACUCCACCCUCUUCUUCCUUAUCCACGCUGAGCACUACUAAUAGGCCAUCUCCUCCGCCAAAGGACUUUGUCUGCCCAAUAACGAGCAACAUCUUCACCGACCCAGUCACCAUCGAGACCGGCCAGACCUACGAGCGGAAAUCGAUUCAAGAAUGGCUGGAUCGAGGGAACUCGAGCUGCCCAAUCACCCGCCAGAAACUGACCAGCACUCUGCUCCCCAAAACCAACUACGUCCUCAAGCGCCUAAUCGCCGCCUGGCUCGAACAAAACCCUACCUCCUCUUCCCCUCCAAUCGAAACCCCUCCCCGCCGGCGGAAAUCCGGAGAGCCCACCACUACUCCGUCGUUGUCUCCCAACAGCGUCAUCGUCGCUGCAGCGGCAGUCGACGGCUCUGUUUCUGAAUUACGCCACGCGAUAAACAACCUCUGUAUGUCGGAGAUCCUCGACGAAUCGGAGGCGGCGGUUCAGACCAUCGAGAGGUUCUGGCAGGAGGAGGUGAAGAAGAGUAAGAAUCAGAAUCGAGGAGGGAUCGAUGUGCAGAGCGUGCUGUCUCGCCCCGCCGUCGUGAGCGGGUUCGUCGAGAUUCUGUUCAAUUCCGACGAUCCGGCGGUUCUGAAGGCGGCCGUCUUCCUGUUGUCCGAAUUGGGGGCGAGGGACGAGUCGGUGGUCCAGACCUUGACCAGGGUUGACUCCGACGUUGACUGCAUCCUCGCCCUGUUCAAGAACGGGCUGAUGGAGGCUGUGGUGUUGAUUUACCAUCUGUUGAGGGGUUCUUCUUCUCCCGAGGAAUUGAUGGAGAUGGACAUGGUGGAAUCUCUGGUGGCGGUGUUGGAGAGGAAGGAGAGUGAAAUGGUGGAGAUGUGUAUGAAGCCCAGAAGCGCUGCGGUGGUUUUGUUGGGGCGGAUGAUGGCGAGUGGCGAGGGGAGCGCUGUGGAGGCCGCCAUUGUUGAGGGUAUUGUGAAGAAGGAGGGCGAUGAUGUUGUGGCGGCCAUUGUUGGAAGCUUGGAAUCCGAAUGGGACGAGGAGAGGGUUUCGGCGGUUGGGAUGCUGCUGAAAGUUAUGAAGGAAGAUGGGAGGCGUAGGAACACUGUUGCUGAUAAAGCUGAGCUUGCUCCUGUGUUGGAGAGCUUCACUGGCGGUGGUGAUGGUGAGAAGUUUGAGAUCAUUUGUUUCCUCUCCGAAUUAGUGAAACUCAACAGAAUGACAUACAACGAGCAAGUUCUUCACAUAAUCAAGGAUGAAGGGACUUUCAGCACGAUGCAUACUUUCCUCAACUAUUUGCAGACUGCCCCUGUGGAUCAAUCUCCUGUCUUGGCUGGCCUUCUUCUUCAACUUGAUCUUCUGGCUGAGCCGAGAAAGAUGAGCAUGUAUAGAGAAGAGGCAAUAGAUACCUUCAUCUCAUGCCUCAAGAACUCAGAAUUGCCAGCUGCUCAAGUUGCUGCUGCAAAGACCAUUAUGUCGUUACCGGGGAGGUUUAACGUAUCUGGGAAAUCACUUACAAGAGCAUUUCUACUGAAAUGCGCUGGAGUUGAGAAGAGUUAUCGAAUCCUGACUCAGAAUGAGCACCAGCAGACUAGGGAGCUUUAUGGGGAAACUGCAGAGAUAGAAGAGAGGGCAGCUGAAGUUUGGGACAUGAAGAUGGCAUCUGCAUUAGUAAGCCACGAGUUUGGAGCAAUCUUCGAGGUGCUGGCGGAAGGGAUGAAGAGCAGGAACUCAGAAUUGCAAUCUGCUUGCUUUGUUUCAGCUGUAUGGCUGGUGCAUAUGCUUGGCGUUCUUCCCGACACUGGGAUUCGAGGUGCUGCCAGAGUCUGCUUGCUCGACCAGUUCGUGACGAUUUUCAAGUCGGCAAAGGAUAAUGAGGAUAAAGUCCUGGCAUUGCUAGCUCUCAAGAGCUUCCUCAAUGAUCCUGAGGGGCUACAAGAUUUAAAUAACAACAUGAAAGAUGUAAAGAAAGGUCUGAGAGAGCUGAGGAAGUCUUGUCCAUUGGCAGUUGAAGUUCUCAAGGAUCUCACAGAGGGAAAAGAUAACAGUGCUGAAUUGUGGAACCACAAAGAACUAGUUCAGGUUGAUUGCUGUGAGAAUGGAGAGGUGCUUACCAUUGCCUGCUUCAAGGACAAGAUCAUUUCAGGCCACUCAGAUGGAACUAUGAAGGUAUGGACCGGUAAGGGCAGCAUCCUUCACCUUAUCCAGGAAAUCAGAGAGCACACAAAGGGAGUUAGUAGUUUGGUGGUUCUGCAAUCAGGAAACAAGCUAUAUAGUGGCUCACUUGACAGAACUACCAGAGUCUGGUCCAUAGUGGGUGACACGUUGCAUUGUAUGAAAGUUCAUGAUAUGAAAGACCCGGUUCAUAAUCUGGUGGUAGCCAACUCCAUUGCUUGCUUCAUCCCUGCAGGGACCGGUAUCAAGGUUCAUUCCUGGAGCGGCAGGUCCAACUUGCUGAACUCAGGGCGAUAUGUCAAGUGCCUCUCUCUGGUUCAGGGGAAGCUUUACUGCGGCUGCCACGACAGCAGCAUUCAGGAAAUCGAUUUGGCAACAGAAACAGUAUCAUUCAUUCAAAGUGGAUCCAGGAAGCUAAUUAGCAAAGCAAGUCCUGUACAUGCGCUAGAGGUUCGAGACGGGCUCAUAUAUUCAGCCGUUUCGCCAUUGGACGGAGCAGCUGUUAAGAUAUGGAGUGCUUCAAAUCAUGGUCAAGUAGGUUCAUUGGCAACAACGAUGGAAGUAAGGGCCAUGGCUGUAAGUUCAGAACUGAUAUAUUUGGGGAGCAGAGUUGGGACGAUAGAGAUUUGGGAUCGAAAGAAGCACAUCAGAGUAGAGACCAUACAAGCUUGCACCAACAGUAAAGUAAUUUCCAUGGCUGUAGAUUGUAAUGAAGACAUACUGGUUGCUGGGACUUCAGAUGGAUGGAUUCAGGCAUGGGGAGUGAGCUAAGAGAGAGAGAGAGAGAGAGAGAGAGGUGUUGGUGUAAAUUAUUUUUGGCAAGAAAAUAGGGUGGGAAUAGGGUUCAUCCUCCAUCACCAUUCUUUGUAAGAGCAGGGGACUUAUUCAUUUUUUUGUUCUUUUGGGGAUCCUUCCUAUCUUCAGUUGGAAUAAAUAGCCUUUGUAUAUAGACAGAGAGCCAUGUAGUAAAUUACUAAAAUGUAUU